AAACAAAACUUCUUCCUGAUAGCUAUACAGCAGGUGUACCGGUUUGGUAAGAGGUAAUUUUUAGUCAAAGUCCUGUGUUUAACAGGAUGGCAGAUACCCCUUUUCAUUAUAAGGCAGAUGAUGACGAUAGUCUGCUGUUGAAUGAAAGCAACAAGGGUAAUAAGAAUGGAAAAUACGAAAGUAAUUCGGUGCUUAAGCAUUGGAAAAUACUCGUAUCUGGAUUUGGUGUAAUAUUGUUAAUCUCACUUGGUGUUGUUAUUGGUGCUGUUUUUAAUGGUAAAUCAUCAUCCGAGGUGCAUAGACCUGUGAGAUCUAAUAACCUUCGUUUACCAGAUAACAUAAAACCCAUCAAGUACAAUCUAUUUCUGCAUCCAAACAUCACAGACAAUAAGUUUGGAUUUACUGGUCAUGUCAAGAUUCUGGUAGAAGCAUUGAAAGUUUCAGAUUCAAUUGUUUUGCAUAGUAAACAUUUAAACAUUACAUCUAUUACUGUGUACAAAGGAGAAGAUGCCAUGAAAAAAGAAUCAGAAAAAGCAACAGAACAGUUAAAGGUUGAUGGUCAUAAGUUACACAAAAAACAUGAAUUCCUUACAAUAAUGUUGGCCAAGAAUUCUAAGCUUGGACCAAAACAAAAGGCUGUAGUAUCUAUCAAAUUUUCGGGGAGUUUAUCUGAAGGCUUGGAGGGAUUUUAUAAAAGCUCUUACAAGACAAAAUCAGGUGAAAAAAGGUAUCUUGCUACAACUCACUUUGAAGCUACACAUGCCCGGAGUGCUUUUCCAUGUUUUGAUGAACCAGCUAUGAAGGCUAAUUUUUCAAUAGCGAUGGUGCGUGAAGGUCAACACACUGCGUUGUCUAACAUGCCUCGUGCAAAUACAAAACAAAGAAAGAGUGAUGGACUUCAUGUUGAUUACUUCAAAGAAAGUGUUAAAAUGAGUACAUAUUUGGUUGCAUUUAUUGUUUGUGAUUAUGGCGCAACAACACGAACUACAAAGAACAAUGUUACGGUGAAAGUUUGGGCACCAAAAGAACAAAUAGAUCAAACAGUAUUUGCUGCAGAUACUGCUGUAAAAGUGCUUGAUUACUACGAUGAGUUCUUUCAAGUUAAAUUCCCUUUGCCCAAACAAGAUCUUAUUGCCAUCCCAGAUUUUGCUGCCGGUGCUAUGGAGAACUGGGGAUUAAUCACAUACCGAUUGACAUCCAUUCUGUACGAUGAGAAGGAAUCAAGCUCUGCUAAUAAACAAUGGGUGGCUGUUGUGAUUGCGCAUGAACUUGCGCAUCAGUGGUUUGGCAACUUAGUCACAAUGAAAUGGUGGAAUGAUUUAUGGUUGAACGAAGGUUUUGCUGCAUUUGUUGAGUUUAUUGGUGCGAAUGUCACCAAUGCAGGCUGGCAGAUGAUGGAUCAGUUUAUUGUUGAUGACACUCAGUCAUCGUUAACAUUAGAUUCGCACGCUAACUCUCAUCCAAUUUCUGUACCUGUUCACGAUCCUGCUGCUAUUAAUGAGAUCUUUGAUACCAUUUCCUACGAUAAGGGAGCUUCCAUUAUUCGCAUGAUGAAGAAAUUUAUUGGCAGCAAAGCCUUCCACACGGGACUAACAAAUUACUUGAAGAAAUAUCAAUACAACAACGCAGUUAGUGAUGAUUUGUGGGGUUGUUUGACCAAGGCACAAAAUGAGAAUGAUCCUAAACAUAAAAUCGAUGUUAAAUCUGUCAUGGACACAUGGACAUUGCAAAUGGGAUAUCCUGUCAUUACUGUGAAGAGAAACAAGAAAGAAAAAUAUGCCAUCUUAACUCAAAAACAUUUUCUCAUUGAUGUUGAUACGAAGAUUCAAAAGUCAGUCUACGACUACAAGUGGGAUGUUCCUUUGACCUAUUACUUCCAGCAUCAACCAGAAAAUAAAAACAAAUGGUUUUACAGAAAGCAUGAUUCAGUCAAAAUAGACUGGAACGAGCAGUCAGGCUGGAUGAAAGCUAACAUAGAUCAAAUUGGUUUUUACCGUGUGAAUUAUGACGACGAAAACUGGCAAGCGUUAUCAAAACAACUCGAAGAUGAUCACAAGCAACUUUCAACUUCUGAUCGUUCCAAUCUCAUCGAUGAUGCAUUUGAAUUGGCAAAAGCGAACUUACUGUCACAGAUCAAAGCACUCGACAUGACGAAAUAUCUUACCAGCGAGAAGGAAUAUGUACCCUGGAUAACUGCAUUAUCUUCCUUGUCUUAUAUCGGAGACUUGCUGUUGACCAGAACUGGAUAUGAUUAUUAUGAAAGAUACAUCGUCAAGCAAGUUGCACCUAUGGUUAAAGAACUUGGUUGGAAAGAUGAAGGAACUCAUUUACAAAAGUAUCUUCGUGGUGCUGUGCUUCGAAGCUCUGUCCACCAUAAUGACUCACAAUCUGUGAAUGCUGCAUUAAAAAUAUUCAACGAUUGGAUGUAUCAAAAUAAAAGUAUUCCAGCCAACAUGCGAUCAACAAUUUACUUGGCUGGUAUUAAAUAUGGCGGUGAAAAGCAGUGGAACCAUAUGUACAAAAUUUACGAGACUACGCAGUUUCCUGCUGAACAAAGAAAAAUCAUGUUCGCUUUGACAGAUACGACAAAUAAAACUAUCCUAAAGAAAUAUUUGAGUUGGACUAUGGACAACAGUAAGAUUCGCUCACAAGAUACGUGUUCAGUGAUCGAGCACAUUUCAUUAAAUCCUGUUGCCACUGAAAUGACGUACAAUUUUGUCAAAAAACACUGGCACACACUAUUUAAACGAUAUGGCAGCGGCUCUUUUGACAUGUCUAGCUUAACUAAAACGAUUUUUGGAAGACUUAAAACAGAGAAAGGUUUAAAGGAGGCUCAAGAUUUCCUCAGCACACAAAAGCACCAGCUAGGUUCUGGUAAACUAGCAGCAAAGCAGGCUAUUGCUGCGAUCAAAAAUCAUAUUGCGUGGUUGAAGAAGAACGAGAAUGAUGUUGUUGCAUGGUUAAAGAAGAAAGUGGAAUAAUAUAAAAUGUACUGAACACGUGUCCGGUACCACGUGUUUCAUCUUACUUAGAGGAGAAAGUUUCGCGGAUGGGAAAGUGACUCAUUUUGCGCGAAUGGAUUUUAAUUUUGCGAUUUGGCAUAAAGUGAUUUUUGGAUUAAUCCGUAAAGCCGCGAAAAUUUCUUCUCUCAAAUGAUGUAAGAAGCUACACUGUUAUGUUUAUUCGAGCAGUGAAUGAUGAACGCUGUAUUUAGCAAAACAAACAUUUUUAUUUGUUCAGCCUCAAGCGAUAAUGAAGAGAAUGUAAAAACUUGCUAAGUACAGUGUUUAACUUAUCGAUUUUAUUUAUACUUUCAUUAUAUUUUUGUAAUAUGUUAGAAUAAAAAUAUUUAUUUUGCUGGGGAAUUUUAUUUUAAAUAAGAAAGCAAUUUCUUUUUUUUAAUCAUAUACACACAACAACCGUCCCGUUAAUUUUUAAACUUGAAUUUUUAAGCCAUGCUUUGAAUAUUGAUAAAGCUAAUAUAAACGAAGCGUGGCUGCAAGCUUAAAAAAUUUAGCUGCCAUUUUUAAGAAUAACUCAUUCUAACCCCUUUGUAUCAAAUUUCGCAUCUUAAGCUAAAGAUUUAUUUAAAAAGUACAAUUAUUUUUUUGCACAUAGAGAUUUUAAGUAUUUUUCAGGUUAUUUUAAUGAGUGAAUGGAUUGUAUUUGUGUUUUAAAGAAACCUUGUUUUCAUCCUUCUAUCCAAUGUUAAGAUGGAUCGGGUAAUAUGAAUCAGAAUGGUCACGUUUACAAGAUUCAAUCUUACUGAAAACAAAAAAAAAACAUUUUAAGAAUGAAGACUCUGCCUAAUAUAACCCUGUCUGAGUCUAAAGGUUUAUCCGUAAAAACGUUGAGGUAAAAAGUGGAAUUUGCGACAAAUUUUGUGGAUUAGGGCUUUUAUUAUUAUUAUUUUAUUGAAAUUG
Messenger RNA from Hydractinia symbiolongicarpus, 3923 nucleotides. RefSeq names its product glutamyl aminopeptidase-like. The transcript is spliced from 20 exons. Gene Ontology annotation, molecular function: zinc ion binding; peptide binding; metalloaminopeptidase activity. Gene Ontology annotation, biological process: proteolysis; peptide catabolic process. The coding region runs from base 87 to 2981 and encodes 964 amino acids. NCBI's taxonomy places the organism in Eukaryota, Metazoa, Cnidaria, Hydrozoa, Anthoathecata, Hydractiniidae. Gene Ontology annotation, cellular component: cytoplasm. The record is from RefSeq and is a predicted model, not a curated record.